Molecule: messenger RNA, 2247 nt
Organism: Beauveria bassiana ARSEF 2860
Lineage: Eukaryota; Fungi; Ascomycota; Sordariomycetes; Hypocreales; Cordycipitaceae
Product: Sec1 family protein
Exons: 4
Coding region: 1-2247 (748 amino acids)
Biological process (GO): intracellular protein transport; vesicle-mediated transport
Cellular component (GO): secretory granule; plasma membrane
Molecular function (GO): syntaxin binding
Source: RefSeq, a predicted model, not a curated record
AUGGUGCUUUCGGUGAUUCAGGAACAGCACGACGUCAUCCUCAACGAGAUCCGAAGCAUUACCCAAGGCGACGUAUGGCUUGUCACGAUCCCCCUUCACUUCUACACUCAGCUGACAGCAGACACGCAGUGGAAAUGUCUCAUCGUCGACGAGCACUCUCAUAAGAUACUCGACAACUGCAUCAAGGAAGAUGACAUCCUCAACAACAACAUUGCCACCAUCGAGCGCAUCGAGGAGCGCCGCGAACCAAACCCCGAUAUGGACGCCGUCUACGUCCUGAGCCCCGACGCGCAUAUUGUCGACUGCCUCCUCGCAGACUUUCAAGUCCGCCGCUACCGCAGGGCAUAUCUCGUCUGGACCAAUUUGCUCGAGCCGGGCCUGCGCCGGCGCAUUGACGACUUUCCCGGCAUUCGUCAGCUACGGGCCAGCUCCAAGACGCUUUUCAGCGAUUUCUACCCCCGCGAGUCGCACCUCGUCACCUUUCGCGAUCCAUGGAGCUUCCCCAUGCUAUAUCACCCUGCGUGCAAUAGCCUCGUCCCCAAGCACAUGCAAAAUCUGGCUCAAAGGAUUGCCGGAGUAUGCAUCACCCUGGGAGAAUACCCCAAAGUCCGCUUCUAUCAACCUCGCAAUGCGACGCACGAAGCGAGCGUAUUAUGUGGCCACCUGGCGCGCUUCGUGCAAGAAGAGCUCGACGGCUACGCCCAAUAUAAUAAAAAUUUUCCACCCCAAACGAACCGACCCCAGGGCAUCUUGCUCAUCACUGACCGUUCUAUGGACUUGAUGGCUCCCCUAGUCCACGAAUUCUCGUACCAAGCAAUGGCGCACGAUCUACUGCCCAUUAAAGAAGGCGACAAGGUUACAUAUCACACAGUCAUCAAUGCAAACACAGACGAAGCUGAAGAAAAAGACAUGGAGCUCUCCGAAAAGGACAAGGUUUGGGUCGACAACCGCCACCGUCACAUGAAGGACACGAUUGAUAAACUUAUGAACGACUUUCAAAAGUUCCUCCGCGAGAACUCUCACUUCACCAACGAAGACGCCGAUCCCACGAAUCUGAGCGCAAUUCGAGACAUGCUGGCCGGCUUACCACAGUUUCAAGAGAUGAAAGGGGCGUACUCUCUGCACCUUACCAUGGCACAAGAGUGUAUGAACAUUUUCCAACACAACAAGCUACCCGAUCUUGCCUCGGCGGAACAGACCCUCGCCACGGGUUUCGACGACGAAUUUCGCAAGCCCAAGAACGUUUUGGAAUCCAUUGUCAGACUACUCGAUGACGAGGCUAUUCGUCCCAUGGAUAGACUGCGUCUAAUUACCAUGUACAUUCUCUUCCGCGGAGGUGUCAUUAUGGAGGAUGUCAACAGGCUCCUGACGCAUGCUGGUCUACCUGUUCAGGAUGGUGAAUUUAUUACCAACCUCGAGUUGCUAGGCGGCGCGGUCAAUCAUCAGCUCAAACAGCAGCUACGUCCAUAUACGCCCUUGUUCCCACUAGAUGUAAAAGCGGCUCAGCUCAACGAAGAGUCGUUUUUGUCUCGUUUUGAUCCGGCGCUAAAGCCUCUGCUCGAGAAUCUGGUAAAGGGCACGUUAGAUCAAGGCAUAUUCCCGUAUGUGAAGCCACCACUGGACCCUAAUGAGGAACUGUUGGCAGCACAAGGUACCUCUCUUCGAGCGGGACGACCAAACUGGGCAGCUGCGGGACGUCGGCAGCCCGAAAAUAAGCAGCGCAUCAUUGUAUUCGUGGCUGGUGGUGCGACGUAUAGCGAAAGCCGUGUCUGCUACGACGUCGGUCAGCAAAACAGCCGCGACAUAAUCCUGACCACGUCGCACAUGCUGACACCGCAAUUCUUCAUUCGCCAAGUUGGCGACCUGAGCCGCGACAAGCGCCAACUCGACCUACCGCUGGAUAGACCGAAGCCGCGCGCACCAGCACAUCUACUAGAGCGCCCUGCGCCUCCCCGCGGUAUGGCACCGCCACCAGGGCAAGCACCACCGCAACAAGGUCCUGGUGGUGGUCGCGUACCGCCGCUCCAAGGCGGUCUUCCGGGCCGGCCCGGGCAAAGCAAUGCUCCGCGCAAGGCACCCGCGCCGCCCACACAGGCCAUGAGCAACAUGAGCUUGAACCACGCACUACCGGUAACACCAAGCAACGGUGGGGGACCGCCCGCAGCGCCGCCCUCGCUACCGCCACCGCCCGAGGUCAAGCUGCACAAGGAAAAGAAGCGGAGAAACUUUCUGGGCAUGAAGAAGUAG